Daucus carota subsp. sativus is the source of this 2641-nucleotide messenger RNA. Its product is annotated as type I inositol polyphosphate 5-phosphatase 2. Gene Ontology annotation, molecular function: phosphatidylinositol-4,5-bisphosphate 5-phosphatase activity; phosphatidylinositol-3,4,5-trisphosphate 5-phosphatase activity; inositol-polyphosphate 5-phosphatase activity. Bases 277 to 2340 code for a protein of 687 amino acids. Lineage: Eukaryota; Viridiplantae; Streptophyta; Magnoliopsida; Apiales; Apiaceae. The transcript is spliced from 11 exons. Gene Ontology annotation, biological process: phosphatidylinositol dephosphorylation. The record is from RefSeq and is a predicted model, not a curated record.
UUAGCAUCUGCACACCACCCUUUUCUUCACAUUCCCUCUGUCACAAACCACACUGUCAUACUCGUACCGAGCGGGUAAAAUGUACGCAGACCUUACGCGAAGUUUCUUCCGUGACUCAGAGUGUUUUGAGUCACAUUCUUUUUAAUUUUUUUUAUUUAAAUACAUAAAGUUAUACUUUCCAGGAACAUGGCUACGUAGAUUUCUGUAAAGUGGUUCAUUCGUGAUAUUAUUGUUUAUAAGCUUUCAUUAUUGUUGUAUUGUUUUUAGUUUGGGAGGAUGAAAGCGCCCCGAGGAAAGCACUCUCAGGCCUCUUGGCCUUCGAGUAUGAUGAAAAAAUGGUUUAACAUUAAAUCCAAGAAGUAUGAGCAUGAUGAAGAUCGAGUGGAUACUGAUGCGGAGAGAAAGGAGACUGAGAGAGAGGAUAGAGAGGACAGAGACAACGAUGCACGCUACGUUGAGGAUAUGCAGCGGCAUGAUGCUGAUCAGGAGGAUCUUCCGGGGACAAGGCAGGGAGAUUUUGCUGAAUCCUCGUGUGAAACUUCAGGCACCCAAGCAAGACGGCCUUAUAUUAAACACAGAAGAGGGAAAUCAGAAACUCUGCGCGCGCAGUAUAUUAAUACAAAAGAUGUGAGGGUGACCAUAGGUACUUGGAAUGUUGCCGGAAGGCCUCCACAUGACGAUCUAGAAAUUGAUGAGUGGAUCAGCAUGGAAGAACCAUCAGAUAUCUAUAUUCUUGGAUUCCAAGAGGUUGUGCCUUUGAGUGCUGGAAAUGUUCUAGGAGUAGAGACUAGAAGACCGAUACUGCAGUGGGAGUCUGUCAUUCGUCGAACAUUGAAUAGAACUUUUGAACCAGACCCCAAACCGAAAAGCUAUAGUGCCCCAUUGUCUCCAGUAUUUCCACUGUCUCCGGUAUUCCCACUAUCUCCAGUAUUAAGGGCUUCUGCUGCUGAUGAUGAUCUUCUUACUGACAUUGGUGGAACUUCUGCACUAGAGUUGAUACCUGAGGAGUCGUCAAACAUUGGUAGUGAAAGUGAUCCUAAACGCCAAACGGUGGAUGAAUUCAUUGGGGUUGGAAAGAAAUUUCGCUUGCAAAGAAGUAAUAGCAUUGAUCAACAUAGUAGACUGAAUUGGCCCGAGCAUCCAUUAGAUGCAAUAUCACAACUUAUCUCUACAGGAAAGAAAUUUCUACAAAGAAGUUAUAGCAUUGAUCAAUACAGUAAAUUAAAUUGGCCUGAACGUCCACUGGAUGUAACAUCCCAGGUUCUCCCUUCUAUGCGACGGGUAUUAAGCAUGAGCAGUUCAGCCAAAGUUCGUUCUGACUGGGUGAAGAAUGCUAAAAAUUUCAGCUCUCAAUAUAAUGCAGUUGGUCAUGGUAGGUCCGAGAAAAUUGGAGUGAUGUGGAUGAACCGGGAAGAUCAAUCAGUAGUUUGUCUACCUGAUGCUGAUGUUUUAGAUCUCUGUCCAGAAGUAGAAGAGCAUUCUUUUGGAAUACCUGAGCUGGAACAUGAAAAUUCAAUUUUAGAAGAUGGUGUAAAAUCACGACUUAAGUAUAUAAGGAUUGUGAGUAAGCAAAUGGUAGGAAUAUACAUCUCUGUUUGGGUCCGUAGAAGAUUGAGAAGACAUAUUAAUAACUUGAGUGUCUUGCCAGUAGGAGUUGGACUUAUGGGCUACAUGGGGAACAAGGGAUCUGUGUCCGUUAGUAUGUCUGUUUUCCAAACGCGGCUGUGCUUUGUGUGUUCACAUUUAGCCUCUGGUCACAAGGAAGGGUAUGAACAAAGGCGUAAUGCUGAUGUCUAUGAGAUCAUAAGACGCACUCAAUUCUCAUCUGCUUUUGACAUUCACCAACCACUGACGAUCCCAUCCCAUGAUCAGGUUUUCUGGUUUGGUGACUUAAACUAUCGAAUAAACAUGUCAGACUCAAGGAUAAGGAAGCUUGUUUCCAUGAAGCAGUGGAAUGAACUCCUUAAUAGCGACCAGCUAAACAAUGAACUACACAAUGGAGUGUUUGAUGGAUGGAAGGAAGGACAUAUAAACUUUCCGCCUACUUACAAGUAUGGUAUCAACUCUGAUGUAUAUGUUGGUGAAAAUCGAAAAGAAGGGGAAAAGAAGAGAUCUCCAGCAUGGUGUGAUCGCAUACUGUGGUUAGGCAAAGGCAUAAAACAGCUUUCGUACAACCGAGCAGAAAUGUGGAUCUCUGAUCAUCGGCCCGUCAGUUCAGACUUCUUGAUUACAGUUGAAGUAUUCGAACAUCAUAAGCUUCAGAAAGCUCUCAUUGUCACAAGUGCAGUAAUACACCCUGAUGAUAUUUUCGAAGUCGAAGACCUAGAAGUAGAAGACUGAGAAAAACAGAUAUCUUGCAACAAGGUGCUCCUUUUCAUCCUCUUGGUACACAAAUCCUACUAGCAGAAUUGCAAGCUUGUAUUCAUUCUGACGAUGAUAAAAAUGGCAAACAGUAAAUCACCAAGAACCGUCACUCCGUCAGCACAGUAGCAAACUAAUAUUUGAUACAAUUCCUUCUCUAUAUUAAGCCAAACAUAAACAGGAUAUGUAGGGUCCUUUAUCUAGAAGGGUCGUGAGACAUAUUUUUUGUAUAUAAGAGAUGGAAUCGCAAGGGAAAUGAUGCAGCAGUUAAUGUGUUUUA